Miscanthus lutarioriparius is the source of this 399-nucleotide messenger RNA. Lineage: Eukaryota; Viridiplantae; Streptophyta; Magnoliopsida; Poales; Poaceae. The record is from the annotation of a GenBank genome assembly.
AUGAGCAGAGGAGGGAGCAGCGGGGGUGGCCGGAGCUCUCUCAGCUACCUCUUCGAGCCGGAGGAAACAACCAUUCUGUAUCGCACUCACACAGCGGCCAAAUCCAACCAGGAAAGCGAGAAGGCUCCAGAUAGCAACAGCAGCAGUGUCAAGGAUGACAUCAAGGCGAUCCGAGCCGAAGCAGUUCAAGAACCACCGCAUCCUCCUCCUCCCCAGAGAGAAGUCUCCAACCCGAUACUCUCGUCUCAAAAACCUCCUUGCAACAUCUACCAUACCAGCCAGUUAAGCUACAACAACUCCGGGCUUCUUAUCACUGACCGACCUUCGACGAGGGUACGCUGUGCACCAGGAGGGGCGUCCUCGCUUGGGUUUCUGUUCGGGGAGGAGCAUGAGAAAUGA